AACUGCUUGCAUCAGCUGAUUUUUGUUUACUUCUUGCUUCUCUUUUUGUUUUGAUUUUCCUUUAUUUUACUACUGCGGCGAAAAACGCAUGUUUUCCCCCCAAUUUCAUCGGCAUAAACAAAAGCUAUUUAUACACGAAUCACCCAAAACAAGAGGCAAACUAAGUGCUUUGUUUUUAUCGGCGACCGCAGAAGAUUUCCGUUUUUGAAUGCGUGUGGUUGGACCGGUGGAUGUUGGCUAAAAACGAGGAGGCGGCCAAUUAAAGCAGCAGCAGAAGAGGAAGCACACGAUUUAUUGGGCCAUUGUGGCUGCCAAGAAUCCAAGAAUCCGAAAGGGGCCACUUUACGCUUGUAAACAAUCGGGUUUUCGAUGAUAUCCCGGAUCGGAUAUGUGCAUUUAUAGCUUGAGCUACCAUUAGCCCUAUUAAGUUCUGAUUAGACGUUAAUGUUCUAGUCAUCAGAAUUAGUUAAUCACAUACAAAAUACGACGUAAUCCUAGCCAAAACAAAGUACUUUAAGUUACUAAUCCAUCAACUUGCCGUACAUUUAGUUAAUUCACUACCAAACUUCUCCAUUAACAUUUUAAUGAGUUCAAAUUUGGGUCAUAUCAAUUAAGAUUAACUAGUUGCAGUUCGAUGAGAAGACACACCUCACGCCCAGAACCAGAAAUUAAAUAAUCUCUACCAGACGAUGCUAUUUGCCAAGAAUUCGAGUGUUAAUGGGGUCAACGUCUGUAAACAAUCGAUCGGAUCUGAUUAACUUGUUGCAGUUGAUGCGAACACAAUUAAUUUGCAAAACAAUGGACUGAUGCAAACAGUUGUUAGCCGAUGUCUGCCAAAAAAAAAAAAAAAAUUAAAAGGAAGGGCAACAUUAACAGAAACUACAACAACUGCCAGAGCAGCAGCAACAAUUGCAAAAACUAUAGCAGAUAUUGCAUGUAAAACAGCAACAAUAGCACGAAAGUCCGCAACAACAGCAACAUGCCACUGCGGCAGCCCGGUCAUAUCAACAUUUCGGCUAGAAUUGAGCAAUUUGCCAGUGCUGCUGCUGCCGCUGCGUAUACGUAAUAUUAAAAAUAGGCUAACGCCCAGGCUGCAGGAUGAACAAGCGCAGCGUCAUCAUCGCGGGAAUCGUGGCCAGCCUUCUGGGCCUGGUGCUUGGUGCCAACUUCUACUUCAUGUACUAUCUGAGCGCCGAGGAGGGCCAUUUGGCCAGCGUUCGUGCGCUGGAGAACAUGAUCCGGCACAAGAUGCGCCACCUGAAGCCCAACUACCUCAAUCGCAAUCCGCGCUUCUUUAUGUUCCGCAACAAGCUGCUUAAGAACUACAAGGCGGCGCCCUACGAGAACGCCAGUGUCCUCUGGGACAUUGCCAACUGGUGGCCGCAUGAAAACGAGGUUUAUCCCUUGUACGACUCAUCGAUGGGCCAGCUCUUGGAAACAAUGCGCCGUGAACCGAUCACCAGGGUGAGCAAUCUGGGUCGCGGCACCCAGCUGAAGCUGCUGAUGAAGCUGUCACAGCAACAAAAGGUGAUCUUUAAGCCGCAAUGGUAUCCGCGUGAUGAGGUCAUCGAUGGAAUGGUGUACAGCGGCAAGGAUCGGCACACUGCCGAGGUAUAUGCCUUCUAUCUGGGCGCCGUGCUCGACUUUCGAUGGACGCCCAUCGUUGUGGGUCGAGUGGUGAACUUAAAGAAGGAGAUCUACGCGAACGGUGACCAGGAACUCCAGCAAACCAUAAACAUCGAAACGGACGAGGAGGGCAAGGAAACGUACUGCCUGUUCGGAAAGUGUCACUACUGCAACGAGGAGGAGACCGUCUGUGGGGACGAGAAGCACAACAUCGAGGGCGUACUCAUCUAUAUCGUUCCGGGAACGUUGGCCAAGCGGCGGUCUCCGUGGCAGCGAACCUACAAGGAAGACAAGCGGGCGCCAUGGGAAGACGACAUGACCUACUGCAAGUCAUUGAAGAACAAAAUGGAAACCAUUCGCCUGCUGGACCUCAUAGAUGUGGCCAUUUUCGAUUAUCUCAUCCAGAAUGGGGAUCGCCAUCACUAUGAGACGCGUGAGGAGCGCGUGGUGCUCAUCGAUAAUGGAAAGGCUUUCGGCAACCCAAAUAAGGAUCACUUAGAUAUCCUGGCGCCCCUUUACCAAUGCUGCCUCUUGCGAAAGUCCACGUGGGAUCGCCUGCAAGUUUUCUCAGGCGGCGUGCUGACGGAAAUCGUCGAUCGGCUGUCCAAGCAGGAUGCCCUCUAUCCACUUAUCACCGAUAAACAUAAAAAAGGAGUGGAGCGGCGACUUCUGGUCGUCUAUGCGGUUGUGGAGCACUGCAUGGACAUCGAAGGCGAUAAAAUGUUCAAAACUCUGUAGUUCAAGCUUGAGAUUAAGGCUAAAAUGGUUGUUAAUCCUGAAUAGAGCUUCCGGAACUCACUUUCCACUUCCUACUUAAGAAGUUAGCUAAAAGUAGCUAGAAACUAUUCUAAUAAUUUUAGUCAAUGCUUUCCUUUAACGGCUGUCAAUAUCCCCUUUGAAACCAUUAAAUAUUCAGCUCCUUCACAUUUUCCUGUUACGACAGGAAAAACUUUUCGAAGUUUUUUUUACGUUAUCUUGAACGUUAUUGAUUUUAAAUAGGUUAACAAUUUCCCCAUAUAAGAGCAAAAAGUUAAAUAGAUAAUUUAAAAAAUUUCGAUGCCAUCCAUUUCAUAAUUUUAGACAUUGAAAUGUGACACUUUAAUGACUCCCAUUAUCAUGACAAAUCCCAUGAUGUUCUACUUUUAUUUUUUUCAUAUUUUUCAGCUUAGUUAUCUAUUCCCAAAAAUCGUUAGAUCUUAAAACCGUACCGUAACAUAUCCGAUAGUAUAGUUUUAUGCAUAAUUACGUUUGUUAUUUAAUAGGUAAUAUUUUAGAAAAAUUGCAAAAUUUUAGUUUUGUAACAUAUCAAUAAAGUGUAUAAACAAUCAGAAAUAAA
Molecule: messenger RNA, 2962 nt
Organism: Drosophila elegans
Lineage: Eukaryota; Metazoa; Arthropoda; Insecta; Diptera; Drosophilidae
Product: glycosaminoglycan xylosylkinase homolog
Exons: 6
Coding region: 1099-2364 (421 amino acids)
Biological process (GO): protein phosphorylation
Cellular component (GO): Golgi apparatus
Molecular function (GO): phosphotransferase activity, alcohol group as acceptor
Source: RefSeq, a predicted model, not a curated record